CCUCCCUAGUCUCCAGGCUUGCAGGCCUCCUCUUCCUCCCCUCCAUCUGGUGACCUUCCAGGCUACCCAGCAACCCCAAGACGCUGAGGUCGGGAGCUCUGGUGCCCUGAGAGGCUAGACUAAAUUAAAGGGCACCCGGCGGUCUGGCCGUGGCACCAAGCUCCUCUUGAGAUGCUCCCCGAUCCCUGCUCCCCACCUUAUUGUUGCCCCCCACGCUUGCCCUCUGUGUGACCUGGUGCCCUGGACCAAGGCUGAGGUGGUCCUAAGGCAGAGGAUCAGACAUCCACAAGUUCCCUGUCCAACAUCACACAGGCCCCCUCCCUGGGCACAGUUCCAACAUGGGGUGAGGUACAGAAGAGACUUGAAGGGUGUACCCUGGCACUCAAGGACCUGUACCCUAGAUCAGGCUAUUAUUCCAUAUCCAUAACAGGAAGAAAUGGGCACAGCAAAUCACACUUCUGGGGCGUGAGAAGAGAACGUCAUGUGGUGGCCACUCCCGCCCAAGGUGCAGGGGAGCAGAAGGCCCAGCCCUCAUCCCUGCAGGCCAGGAUCUCGGGUCUAAGGACAGAAAACAGACUGAGCAAUCCUCCCAGCAGUGUCAAUGGCUCCAGCAGCUGGACUUAGACUGGUCUCUAGGACAACCUAGACCACUACUUUUGCCCUUCGGGGUGAUGCAAGAACAGCCACCCCCUACCCCUCUCCGUGUUUCUGAAACCUCUCAUGGCUCUCCUUGGAAAUGGAAACUGGAAGAAAUGGACCUAGCACUAGCAGAUUGUCCCCCUCCCCGGUGUGUUGCUGUUCCUGGAGUCUAUGGUGAUCUUCUCCCCGCAGGGCUCAAGGGCAGGAGCAACCUGGCAGCUUCCUGCCGCUGAAACCACCAAAGUGCCUGCCCAUGGAUGAAGGAGCCCAGGAAUCUAAGACCCGCUUUUGAGACCUCCCCCAGGUCCCUCUGUGAUCACCCCCUUUCUGGGCUGUAACACUGACAAUUUCCAGGAGCUGAGGCGGCAAGCCUUGGAGCUUGAACGGCAAGUUUCUCUGCCAGCCCAGUCCCGAGACUGCACCCCGUGGGCAUCAAGUCUGCACCAUGUUUGCAGCAUCAGGGGUCGUAGCCGGGAGGCCAUACACGUGCAGCGAGUGUGACAAGAGUUUCCGCUAUAGCUGUGUGCUCAGGCGGCACGAGCGUGCCCAUGGAGGCAACAGUCGCUUCCGUUGCCUGGAGUGCGGGGAGCGUUGUGCCCAGGCUGCAGACCUCCGGGCACACAGGCGGGCUCACGCUGGAGAGACGCUUUACAUCUGCAGCGAGUGUGGCCAAAGCUUCAGCCAUAGCGGCCGUCUUGAUCUACACCAAGGCACCCACAGACGGCGGACGCGCGCCUGCCCCUGCCGGGCCUGUGGCCGCCGCUUCCCACAUCUCCUGGCGCUGCUGUUGCACCGGCGUCGCUGGCACCCGCCCGAGCAGCCGCGUAGGUGCCCUCUGUGCGCCCGCACCUUUCGCCAGAGCGCUCUGCGCUUCCACCAGGUACGGGCACACUCACUAGAGGCACCUGUGGUGCCCAUCGGCCAGCCACACGCCUGCACACAGUGCCCGCAAGCCUUCCACAGCGGCGCGGGCCUGCGGAGCCACGCGCGCGUCCACGCAGCCCCGAGUCCCGGGGAGCCCGAGAGCCAGCAGCCCCGCGCUCGGAGCUGUCACGUGUGUGGCAAGAGCUUCGGCAAGAACUCGACGCUGACUCGACACCUGCAAACGCACUCGGGCGAGAAGCCCUUCAAAUGCCCGGAGUGCGGCAAGGGUUUCCUGGAGAGUGCCACGUUGGUGCGCCAUCAGCGGACACACACGGGCGAGAAGCCAUACGCUUGUAGCGACUGUGGGCGCUGUUUCAGUGAGAGUUCCACGCUGCUCCGCCACCGCCGUAGCCACCAGGGUGAGCGGCCGCACGCGUGUGCCACGUGUGGCAAGGGCUUCGGGCAGCGCUCUGACCUGGUGGUCCAUCAGCGCAUCCACACGGGCGAGAGGCCUUUCCCGUGUCCCGAGUGCGGCCGUUGCUUCAGUGACCGCUCAGACCUCACCAAGCACCGCCGCACGCACACGGGCGAGAAGCCCUACCACUGCGAGCAGUGUGGCAAGUGUUUCACGUGCGUGUCCAACCUCAAUGUGCACCGGCGCAACCAUGCCGGCUACAAGCCCCACAAAUGCCCCGAGUGCGGCAAGGCCUUCAGCGUUGGCUCCAAACUGGCGCUGCACCGCAAGACACACCUGGGCGAACGGCCUGCCCAGUGUGCCGAGUGCGGCAAGUGCUUCAGCCACAGCCGCUCGCUGUCACAGCACCAGCGGGCCCACACACGCGCCCGCGCAGCUGCUGCCACCAAGGCCGCCGUGGAGUUCAGCUCCACCAGUACCCCCCUCGUUCUCACCGGGCAGGUUGGACAGUAAAAUGCAGGCUUCCUUCGUCCCAGUUAGGGGACACCAGCUCAGAAGUUUCUGUCCAAGGUUGGGGAGGGAGAGCUGGACAAAUCCCUACAAGGAUUGGGCGGGGGCUGAACAGGGCUCGCUACCUUUCCUUCCGUUCUCUGGUUGCGUUUCACCUGGCUUUUCCCCGGGGGGUUCUUUGCCUUUUUGACUCUUCCUUGCCCGGCUUCUUUCCCUCUGAGGUGUAGGUGCAGGAAGUCCGGGAAAACCUUGUGUGAGAGGGCCCAGGACUGGUCAUUCAUUGCUGUGCUUCAAUGUGUCCGUCCCGUUUUCCCUAGCCCCAUCUCCUUAUUGCAGCCUUCAUCGCUCCAUCUCCAUGACCUCUCUUUCCCCGAGUUCUCUGGCUGCUGUCUGGUUAAUGAGCACAGAAUCAGAUCCCACCACCAGGAGCUUAGCUUGCCUCUUGGUCCACAUGACUGUGCGGCUUCCCCCUCCGUUUCUGAGUCAGGUGGGGUGUUAUGGUGGGAAUCUGAAGACCGGGUAUGCUCACUUUAGUGAGGAUCAUCCCAACCAGAAGUGCCCAGCCUGGCAGAGGUGGCCCACCCGUGCAAAUGUGGGCAGGGGCCCUUCCCUCCCAAUGGCCCCCCACCAUCCCCUGGGCCAGGCCUUAUGGUGUCUAAACAGAGAUGACUCUCUCCUAAUAAUGUUCUCCAGCCAGGUUUGGGAAAAUGGCCCUGGGCCCAAAGCAAUGAGUCCACAGGCUAGACAUUACCAAGUACAGCAUCUGAUUAUUAGUUCCACACCAAGCUUUGAGCCAGGGUUUCUGUUCCCGGUAAUACAGGUGCCACAAUGUGGGGAGGGCAGGAUGCAAAAAUCCCCUGAAUUGGCUAGUGACUUUUUGGCUAGUGAAAUAAAGAGUUAUUUGUUUGGG
Molecule: messenger RNA, 3338 nt
Organism: Echinops telfairi (small Madagascar hedgehog)
Lineage: Eukaryota; Metazoa; Chordata; Mammalia; Afrosoricida; Tenrecidae
Gene: ZNF672
Product: zinc finger protein 672
Exons: 5
Coding region: 1085-2431 (448 amino acids)
Biological process (GO): negative regulation of transcription by RNA polymerase II; regulation of immune system process; regulation of cytokine production
Source: RefSeq, a predicted model, not a curated record